AACCCGGUCGUGAACUAUGAUGUUAAUGCAAGUGUAUAAUCCCAGAUAUUCACCAGGGAAGUGCUCUGAAAGGAAGCUAAACUGAAAUCUGAAAUUAGUAAAAGAGAGAAUUAUGUCGGAACCUCCAAAGCGUGUAGCGGUUAUUGGAGCGGGAGUCGCUGGACUUAGCGCACUCAGAAAUCUACUCACCUCAAAGAAGGACUAUGUCCCGACAUGCUUUGAAAGAGGAAGUGACGUUGGUGGACUGUGGUUGUAUAACAAGAACACACAUGUCGAUGACAAUGGAAUGCCUGUCUUCACAAGUAUCUACCGGGAUUUAAUCACAAAUAUUCCAAAACAUUUGAUGGCAUUUCCUGAUUUUCCGCAUAAACCUGGACCAUCAUUCCUUUCUAGGCCUGAAGUUUGCGACUAUCUGCAAAGAUAUGCCGAUUUAUACGACCUCAGAAAGUACAUCAAGAUGAACACGUUUGUUCAGGAUGUUCGCCCAAAUAGCACAGACUGUCAUACUAAAUGGACAGUGAGCUAUUUCGAUGUGAGGAACAAAGAAGAAGUCCACACUGAAGUAUUUGAUGCUGUGAUCGUAUGCAAUGGUCAUCACGAGAAGAUGAAUUCUCCAGAAAUCGAAGGCAUUGAGGAAUUCCAAGGUGAAGUAUUCCAUAGUCACCAUUACAGGACUCCGGAGAACUUCAAGGGCAAGAAUGUUGUUGUCCUAGGGGCGUCCUUUUCUGGACAGGAUAUAGCUGUCGGGAUAUCUGCAUAUGCAAAACAGGUUUUCCUCAGCCAUCUGAAAGAUACACUCCCAACUGCAUUGCCAGGAAAUGUCGUUCAAAAAACCGGUAUCAAGAAGAUGACGAAAAGCAGAGUUGUAUUUCUCGAUGACACGGAGGAAGAGGUCGACGUUCUGGUGUUCUGCACUGGUUUUCUUGCCCAGUUCCCAUUUCUAUCCGAGGACAUCAUCCAGGUUAAUUCUGAACGUAUCACCCCGCUGUACAAGCACAUCGUACACAUUAAAUUCAGCACUCUGCUCUUUGUCGGUAUUCCUCGACUCCUAUCCUACUUUCCACAAAAUUUCGAGAUAGCGAAAGUGGUAGUUGCCAUUUUGGACGGUACCGUCGCGUUACCUCCAGAAGAUCAGAUGAUAGAAGAUGCUGAAAACGAUUUCGCUGACAGAAAACGAGAGGGACUUGAUGACACCAAAGCUCAUUUUAUGGGAGAUGGUGAUCGCCAAUGGCGCUUCAACAAGGAUAUAGCUAAACUGGCCGGACUUGAUCCACUCCCUACUUCCUUUCAACGUCUCUGGGACUAUGUUACGAUUCAAAGAGAUACAAAGUUCCUCACUUUCCGUAAACAAAAUUUUGAAAUUACUGAUACCGAGUCGUUUGUAGAAAUAAACUGAUAUGGACACCGAUUCAAGCGAAAUGGUUAUGAGUUUACCUCUAACUCCACAUAAAUCGGAGCUUGUUAUGUCGUAUAUAACUUAAAGCAUAGACAGAGACAUACAGGAUAUAAUUUUAUUAAUGUUGUAAUAGGUAAACACCCUAUGUAUAUAGUUAAGUUUCUGUGUCUGUAUUAUACGUAGUUUGUGAAACAAGAAAGAAGUCGAGGCAAGGUAGCUCUUCCUGCGUCCGAAUCGGUCUUUGUUUCAGUUUGUGGUUAACACAGUAUACCUUCAUCUUUACUGAAACUGACUAAGUGUAAAGAGUGUGAAGAGUUAUUAAACUGUUAAAACUGUAUUGAAUGGAUACUAAUCCCGGAAUUGGAAUUGAGUUUUAAAGAAAUAUAUUUUUCAAGUCUGUAGUCAAUCUUUAAAAUCGUUGAUAAAUAUCAAAAGCUAUAGGUGUGAUCAACAAGAUAUGGUAUCCAAUUGAACCAAUUUGUUUUGAUUAUCUAUUGUUGGGAGUACUUUUGCACCAAUGUUUAUGUUAUCCUGAAUUAUAUAAACAACUUGAAUACAA
Molecule: messenger RNA, 1955 nt
Organism: Pecten maximus
Lineage: Eukaryota; Metazoa; Mollusca; Bivalvia; Pectinida; Pectinidae
Product: dimethylaniline monooxygenase [N-oxide-forming] 2-like
Exons: 6
Coding region: 113-1396 (427 amino acids)
Molecular function (GO): flavin adenine dinucleotide binding; N,N-dimethylaniline monooxygenase activity; NADP binding
Source: RefSeq, a predicted model, not a curated record